GACACACACAGAGACACAGAGAGCGAAAGAGGGCAAGAGACUUGACUUUAAGAGACUCCUGCACUGACAACUCCAUGCAGUUCGGAACAAGAACGGCAGCGACCGACUCUGGUUUCAUGGGGACAUGGCAGAACACUGACACUAACCUCUUAUUCAGAAUGUCCCAACAGGUACCACUAGAUUGCCUUCAUCAUAUUUUAAAGGCUAGGUUUUGUCCAAAUUUUGAAAAAGUUGACCACAGAAUAGAAUACAGGGCCAUCCGCUGUACACUGGUAAAUUGCACAUGUGAAUGUUUUCAGCCAGGGAAGAUUAACCUGAGAACCUGCGAUCAGUGUAAACAUGGCUGGGUGGCACAUGCCUUGGACAAACUUAGUACUCAGCACCUCUACCACCCAACCCAAGUGGAGAUUGUGCAGUCCAAUGUUGUGUUUGACAUCAGCAGCCUGAUGCUUUACGGUACUCAGGCUGUGCCUGUGAGACUGAAGAUACUGCUUGACCGACUCUUCAGUGUACUGAAGCAAGAGGAGGUGUUGCAUAUUCUACAUGGCUUAGGCUGGACACUGCGAGACUACGUUCGAGGCUACAUUCUUCAGGAUGCUGCAGGCAAGGUGCUGGACCGCUGGGCCAUCAUGUCCAGGGAAGAAGAGAUCAUUACCCUUCAGCAGUUCCUGAGAUUUGGAGAAACUAAAUCUAUCGUGGAGCUGAUGGCAAUUCAAGAAAAAGAAGGGCAGGCUGUGGCUGUGCCAUCUUCAAAGACAGAUUCAGAUAUAAGGACUUUUAUUGAAAGCAAUAAUCGCACCAGGAGCCCAAGUCUCCUUGCUCACCUGGAGAAUAGCAACCCUUCCAGCAUUCAUCAUUUUGAAAACAUCCCAAAUAGCCUUGCAUUCCUGCUUCCAUUCCAGUACAUAAAUCCAGUCUCUGCUCCACUGCUGGGGCUGCCUCCAAAUGGCCUCCUGCUGGAACAGCCAGCAAUGAGACUCCGUGAACCAAGCCUUACGACCCAAAAUGAAUAUAAUGAGAGCAGUGAAUCUGAAGUUUCCCCUACACCUUUCAAGAAUGAGCAAGCAUCCAGCAGGAAUGCUUUGACUAGCAUCACAAAUGUGGAGCCCAAAACUGAGCCAGCCUGUGUCUCUCCUGUUCAAACACCUACGCCAGUCAAUGAUUUAUCGAAAACAGAACACACAAAAAGCUCAUUCCGAAUUCACAGAAUGAGGAGAAUGGGGUCAGCCUCCAGGAAAGGAAGAGUGUUUUGCAAUGCAUGUGGCAAAACUUUCUACGAUAAAGGUACUCUUAAAAUCCACUACAAUGCUGUGCACCUGAAAAUCAAGCAUCGAUGCACUAUUGAAGGCUGCAAUAUGGUCUUCAGCUCUCUCAGAAGCCGCAAUCGCCACAGUGCUAACCCAAAUCCCCGCCUCCACAUGCCUAUGCUAAGGAACAACCGUGACAAAGAUCUAAUUCGUGCUACAUCAGGUGCCGCCACUCCUGUCAUAGCAAGUACAAAAUCCAACCUAACUUUAACAAGCCCUGGGCGUCCACCAAUGGGGUUUACCACUCCCCCUCUAGACCCAGUACUACAGAACCCUCUUCCCAGUCAGCUGGUCUUCCCGGCUUUAAAGACUGUCCAACCUGUUCCUCCUUUUUACAGAAAUUUACUUACUCCUGGAGAGAUGGUGAGUCCUCCAACUUCACUCCCGACCAGUCCCAUAAUACCAGCUGUGAGUGGCAUGGAGCAGCAUCCCCCUCCUCCUUCAGAGUCAUCGGUACCUUCAGUGUUGAUGCCCACCCCAGAGCCCAAUGCGGACCUUGCCCCCAAAAAGAAGCCAAGAAAGUCAAGCAUGCCAGUUAAAAUUGAAAAGGAAGUUAUUGACACUGCUGAUGAGUUUGAUGAUGAAGAUGAAGAGGUGAAUGACAGGAGCACAAUGGUGAAUGACAUUGGUCAUGACAAUCACUGCCAUUCUCAGGAGGAAAUGAGCCCAGGUCUGUCUGUUAAAGACUUUUCCAAAAAUGACAGAAGCAGAUGUAUGUCCAGACCAGACAUAAGAAGGGCAGACAGCAUGACAUCAGAAGACCAGGAGCAUGAGAGAGACUACGAAAAUGAGUCAGAGUCAUCAGAGCCCAAAUUGUGUGAAGAAUCCCUGGAAGGCGAUGAUCGCCUCCAUGAACCUGGUGAAAAAUCUAUGAUGCACAGUGACCAACCAGAUGAAAACCACAAUGACUCUUCCAACCAGGAUGUCAUUAAGGUGAAGGAAGAGUAUACAGACCCUACAUAUGAUAUGUUCUAUAUGAGCCAAUAUGGACUGUACAAUGGAGGCAGUGCCAGUAUGGCUGCUCUUCAUGAAAGUUUUGCCUCUACAUUCAACUACAGCAGCCCUCAGAAGUUCUCCCCAGAAGGUGAAAUGUGCUCCAGUCCAGACCCCAAGAUCUGCUAUGUUUGCAAGAAAAGUUUCAAGAGUUCCUACAGUGUGAAACUUCACUACCGAAAUGUUCAUUUAAAAGAGAUGCAUGUCUGCACAGUGGCUGGCUGUAAUGCUGCGUUCCCGUCACGGAGAAGCAGAGACAGACACAGUGCUAACAUAAACCUGCACCGUAAACUGUUGACCAAAGAACUGGAUGACAUGGGCUUGGACACUUCACAGCCUUCUCUUAGUAAGGACCUCCGCGAUGAAUUUUUGGUGAAGAUAUAUGGCGCUCAGCAUCAGAUGGGGCUUGACAUAAGGGAAGACACCUCCUCGCCUGCUGGCACUGAGGAUUCCCAUAUGAAUGGGUACGGCAGGGGCAUGGCAGAAGACUAUAUGGUACUAGACCUGAGCACCACCUCCAGUAUCCAGUCCAGCAGCAGUAUCCAUUCCUCAAGAGAAUCUGAUGCAGGAAGCGAUGAGGGUAUUCUCCUGGAUGACGUCGAUGGGGCAAGUGACAGCGGGGAAUCUGCCCACAAAGCAGAUGCCCCUGCCUUAGCUGUAGGUAUGGGCACCGAUGUCCCAGGAUCCCUCAUGUUCAACAGUGUUUCGGUGAGCAACGGUGGGAUAAUGUGUAACAUUUGCCACAAAAUGUACAGCAACAAGGGAACCCUCAGAGUGCACUACAAAACAGUGCACUUGCGAGAAAUGCACAAGUGCAAAGUCCCUGGGUGCAACAUGAUGUUCUCCUCUGUCCGUAGCCGAAACCGGCACAGCCAGAACCCCAAUCUGCAUAAAAACAUUCCUUUCACUUCAGUAGAUUAGGUCAAGGAUGGACACAGCAUAAUGCCAGCUCUCAGAGAGGGCCCACUACAUCUGAACUGCCGUAUACAGUCUCCCUUUAUAUAUAUAUAUAUAUAUAUGUAUAUAUAUACACACACAAAUAUACAUAUAUAUAUAUAAUUUUUUCUUUUCUUUUUUAACAAAAGAAAAAAACACCAGGUGCUUUUCCCCUUUCUUGGUUGUUGGGGUUUUUUUUCUUUUUUAUUAUUUUUUUUAAUAGAAACAAAAAUGUAGGACCUUUAAUUUGGGGGAAGAGACCCUUCAUUAAAAAAAAAAAAAAAAACCAAACAAAAAACACAAACAAGCAUAAAACAAAUAGAAAAACUGCAGUUGUCCCUAGUUCUGUUAGAAUGUUCUUGGUCAUCUCCAAAGAGCCAGUUUGUUCUUCCCAUAACUUUUGCCUGAAAAAAAAAUAACAAAAAAGAACAAGAAAAGAAAAAAACAAAAACAAACAAACAAAAGAAAAAAAAAAAAAAAAAAAAAAAAAAAAACCCAACCA
Molecule: messenger RNA, 3738 nt
Organism: Pyrgilauda ruficollis (rufous-necked snowfinch)
Lineage: Eukaryota; Metazoa; Chordata; Aves; Passeriformes; Passeridae
Gene: BNC2
Product: basonuclin 2
Exons: 9
Coding region: 75-3221 (1048 amino acids)
Biological process (GO): regulation of DNA-templated transcription
Cellular component (GO): nucleus
Source: RefSeq, a predicted model, not a curated record